Rangifer tarandus platyrhynchus (Svalbard reindeer) is the source of this 1389-nucleotide messenger RNA. Lineage: Eukaryota; Metazoa; Chordata; Mammalia; Artiodactyla; Cervidae. The record is from the annotation of a GenBank genome assembly.
AUGGGUCCCCGGCCCGGCUCGCGGUUCGCCGCGCUCCUGCUGCUCGUCUGCGGCGCUGGCUCCGUGCGCGGGGACACGCCUGCCAACUGCACCUACCCCGACCUGCUGGGCACCUGGGUCUUCCAGGUGGGCCCCAGCGGCCAGCGCGAUGUCAACUGCUCGGUGAUGGGACCACCAGAAAAAAAAGUAGUGGUGCACCUCAAGAAGUUGGAUACAGCUUAUGAUGACUUUGGCAAUUCCGGCCAUUUCACCAUCAUUUACAAUCAAGGCUUUGAGAUUGUGUUGAAUGAUUACAAGUGGUUUGCCUUUUUUAAGUAUAAAGAAGAGGGCGGCAAGGUAACCAGUUACUGCCACGAGACCAUGACUGGCUGGGUCCAUGAUGUGCUGGGCCGGAACUGGGCCUGUUUCACCGGAAGGAAGACAGGAAAUACCUCGGAGAACGUGAACAUGAACACAGCACGCCUUGCAGGUCUUGAGGAAACGUAUUCUAAUAGGCUCUACAGAUAUAACCACGACUUGGUGAAAGCUAUCAAUGCCAUUCAAAAGUCUUGGACUGCAGCCCCAUACGUGGAAUAUGAGAGUCUUACCCUCAAAGAGAUGAUCAGGAGAGGUGGUGGCCACAGCCGGAGAAUUCCAAGGCCCAAACCUGCACCAAUAACUGCUGAAAUACAGGAAAAGAUUUUGCAUUUGCCAAAAUCCUGGGAUUGGAGAAAUGUUCAUGGUAUCAAUUUUGUUACUCCUGUUCGAAACCAAGGGCCUUGUGGAAGCUGCUACUCAUUUGCUUCUAUGGGGAUGAUGGAAGCAAGAAUCCGCAUACUAACCAACAAUACUCAGACCCCAAUCUUGAGUCCUCAGGAGGUUGUGUCUUGCAGUCAGUAUGCUCAAGGCUGUGAAGGCGGCUUCCCGUACCUCAUCGCCGGGAAGUAUGCCCAGGACUUCGGGCUGGUGGAAGAGGACUGCUUCCCCUACACGGGCACGGAUUCGCCCUGCAGACCGAAAGACGGCUGCUUCCGCUACUACUCUUCCGAGUACCACUACGUGGGCGGCUUCUACGGGGGCUGCAACGAAGCCCUGAUGAAGCUUGAGCUGGUCCAUCACGGGCCCAUGGCCGUCGCCUUUGAAGUCUACAAUGACUUCCUCCACUACCGCCAGGGCGUCUACCAGCACACGGGGCUGCGAGACCCUUUCAACCCCUUCGAGCUGACCAAUCACGCCGUGCUGCUCGUGGGCUACGGCACCGACGCGGCCUCUGGGCUGGAUUACUGGAUUGUGAAAAACAGCUGGGGCACUAACUGGGGUGAGGACGGUUACUUCCGCAUCCGCCGGGGGACCGAUGAGUGUGCAAUUGAAAGCAUAGCGCUGGCGGCCACCCCGAUUCCGAAAUUGUAG